This is a messenger RNA of Hemicordylus capensis (graceful crag lizard), 2279 nucleotides long. It is a transcript of the gene SLC14A1, whose product is annotated as solute carrier family 14 member 1 (Kidd blood group). The transcript has 9 exons. Gene Ontology annotation, molecular function: urea transmembrane transporter activity. The record is from RefSeq and is a predicted model, not a curated record. Lineage: Eukaryota; Metazoa; Chordata; Lepidosauria; Squamata; Cordylidae. Gene Ontology annotation, biological process: urea transmembrane transport. Gene Ontology annotation, cellular component: membrane. The coding region runs from base 133 to 1398 and encodes 421 amino acids.
CAGGCAAAGACAUUCUCCUCCUAAGAUUGCUGGGGCAACCGGGACGUAUGCAUGAGAUGGGAGGAGGGAGGCUGCCGGAAUGACUUAUGAUAUUCUUUGAGUUGUUGUGAGCUAUAUAAAGUGGUACAACCCAUGUGCUCUCCCACUAUCACUACCCCCUGCACACACUCUCUCUCUGUGAUAAAACUUCAUGAGGCAGAAGAGCUUCCUGGCUGGACGCAGCUCAAGGGUCCGAAAAUUGCAAUGGAAAUAGAAACUGCCCAGGAAAAGUCCAGCAAAAUGCAACCCCAGCCAAGGAAAUGUUGGAGACAAUUCUCCGGAGCCCUGAGUUAUAUCACAGGAGAUAUGAAGGCAUAUGGAGACUGGCUGAAAGAUAAGCCCCUGGUUUUCCAGUUCAUCGACUGGGUCCUGCGAGGUGUAUCUCAAGUGAUGUUUGUAAGCAACCCCCUCAGUGGGCUGAUCAUGCUUGUUGGAUUCCUUGUCCAGAGCCCAUGGCUGACCAUCACCUGCUGCUUAGGAGCCAUUAUCUCUACAUUAACAGCUCUUCUCUUGAGCCAGGACAGGUCAGCCAUUGGAGCUGGGCUGUAUGGCUACAACGGAGUCCUGGUGGGAAUGCUCAUGGCAGUCUUUUCGGACAAAGGCAGCUAUUACUGGUGGCUUUUACUUCCUGUAGCUCUCAUGUCCAUGACAUGUCCUCUUUUCACAAGUGCCUUAGGGUCACUCUUCAGCAAGUGGGACCUGCCCGUAUUCACCCUGCCCUUCAACUUUGCACUGACUCUCUUCGUAGCUGCAAACGGCCAUCACAGCCAUUUCUUCCCCACAACGCUGAUUCAGCCUAGAACUUCAGUGCCCAACAUCACUUGGUCAGAACUCCAGGUGCCUUUGCUUUUGCAGUCUAUCCCAGUAGGAGUCGGGCAGGUGUAUGGCUGUGACAACCCUUGGACCGGAGGCAUCAUCAUGGUGGCCCUGUUCCUUUCCUCCCCUCUUAUCUGCAUUCAUGCUGUGAUUGGCUCAGCAGUGGGGGUGCCGGCAGCCCUGAGCAUGGCAUCUCCUUUUAACAAAAUUUACGAUGGCUUGUGGAAUUACAACAGCUGCCUCUCCUGCAUCGCAAUAGGAGGCAUGUUCUACGCCCUCACCUGGCAGACCUUUCUGUUGGCCAUUGCUUGUGCUCUGUCUACUGCCUAUGUGGGAGAAGCACUGGCCAAUAUAUUUUCUGUGCUUGGACUGCCCUCAGGGACGUGGCCUUUCUGUGUAACAUCGCUCACUUUCCUGCUCUUAAGCACCAACAAUGAUGCCAUCCACAAACUGCCUCUCUCCAAAGUGACUUACCCAGAAGCCAACCGAGCCUAUUACUUGACCAGAAAUGAGACGCCUCCCAAAUCUACCUGCGACGUGUAACAGACUAAAUUGCUGGUGUUUUUGUUAUUGCCACAAAAAGAGGCAGCAUGUGAACUUCCCAAGGAAGAACAAAUACAAAAACAAGCACUGAACAGACAAGCCGGAUAAUUUUAAAUGGACUUCAGUAUCCAUUUUAUAUUGUAAAUAUCUUCACCCGGAUUUGGAAGAUGCAGAAUUCAAUGCAUACUUCAAGCAGAAGUGAACACAAUAUCCAAUAUAUCCAUGAUGUUUAUGAAGCUAAGGAGAGUUUAGAUCCAGAAUAGUCAAUUGGCUGUUUAUGGACCCAAACCGGCCCCUGCAGCUAUUUUACCUGACACCACCAAAGUUCUAAUAACAGGAGUGGUGUUUUUUUUUUUUUUUAAUGCCUAUUGUGUUAUUUGUAAGGAGAAGGUGGGAAAGAGGCAAUAAUUCAUGCAUUCAUUUUACAUCUCCCUUUUGAAUUUAGAGUGUAAUGCCUUAGCUAUGCCUAAACAUAUGUACUCCAUAUCUGUGAAUUCCAUCCUGCUGGAAGGCACCAGUGUUGUUAUAAAGCCUGAACAGUUGCACAUGUGCUAAUUUAUGUGAAAAAAAUAAACUUUCAAACUCCAGAAUAAUCUGUCUGGAUCACAGAGUGGCCCCUAACAAUAUAGAUGUCAGCCAUCUCUGGUUUAGAUGAUGUUGAAUUGAGAUGGCAUCUUUUUGACAAAAAGAAAGCCAUGAGUGAGGAGCAUUUUGUAAAAAAAAAAUUUUAAUGACAUUAAUUGUUGUCAUUUAUUUUGUUUUAACUAAUGUUUUAACUUUUUCUGUUGUUCGUUUUGCUUUGCUAUAAACCACCCAGAGACGUACGUUUUGGGCGGUAUAAAAAUAUGUUAAAUAAGUAAAAAUAAAUAAAAUUGUGUGCA